Paramecium tetraurelia is the source of this 789-nucleotide messenger RNA. RefSeq lists its product as uncharacterized. NCBI's taxonomy places the organism in Eukaryota, Ciliophora, Oligohymenophorea, Peniculida, Parameciidae. The record is from RefSeq and is a predicted model, not a curated record. The transcript is spliced from 4 exons.
AUGAGUGUUAAUGAUAAUGGCUAAGAAUGCAAUACUUUGGAUGAAUAGCAUAAAUAAUAAAUGAUGUAAUUAGAAACAAUGGGGAUGAUGUGUAAAUAUCAAAUGAUUUUCACUAAAAUGGAUGCGGCAUUAUUGAAAAUAGCAUCAAUAUUGAGAUAAAAAUAAAAUAACGACAAGUCAUAUGCUUUAUUUCAAAUUAAGGAUAGAUCAGUCGGUCAAAAGUAAUUAAUAAUGGUCAAUGCAUUAUCAAUAGCUUAAAGAAUGAAGUUAAAGUUAAAUGGAUUAUUUAAUUUUUGUGAAAAACAUGCUUAAGAGAAUUAAUUUGUAGCAUUUCAUAAAAUGGUAAUUCUGUCAAAAGCUAAAAAUCAAGAACAGAGACUCAAGGAAGAAAACGAAAAAUAGAAGAAGGAAUUUUUAUUCAAAUUGAAUUAAAAGGAUGAAGACAUCGAUAGGUAAAGAAAAAAGAAUGAAGAAUUAGAGGGAAUUUUAUAUUAAUAAAAGCAAAGGGAGAGUGAUUGCACAAUCAAAUUAUAAUAAAAAAUGAAAUUGAUUCAAAGAUAUGAAACUGAUCUUUUAGAAUUAAAGAGAUAACCUUCUUCAACUAAGAAUUCUAAUUAAGAAAAUAGAUUGAAAGAAUUAGAAAAUAACAAUGCCAUACUAAGCUUAUAAAUAUAAUAAAAUUCUUAAUCUUUAAUAAAUUUUGUAAAGGAGAUGAAUGAAUUAUUGGACAGUCAUUCUUUUAUAUUGAAUGAGAAGAACAUUAGCAGCUUUCGUGCAAAAUAUAAAUGA